AGAGUUUCCCAUUUCAUGGGCAGCCGUGGAGGGUGAAAAUAACUUGUCUUGGGUCUGGUUUUUCACCCAUCUAUAGGCUUGUUUGGAGCAAGGAGAUGGCACUGGUGUGGCCAUUAUUUCUGAUGAACAUCAGGCAAUCCUACAUGCUGUUGCUGAAGUGCUUCCUAAAGCUGAGCACAGACACUGUGCUCGACACAUUUUCUCACACUGGCAUAGAACAUACAAAGAAGAUGAAAUGAAGCUCCAGUUUUGGAAGAUAGCCAAAUCCUACAAUGAGGCAGAUUAUAAUGAGGCUUUAGAGCAGCUCAAAAAAAUGGAUCCUGAGGCAGCUCUUGCUUUUCAGAGGUACAAUCCUAACUGUUUCUGUAGAGCAUUCCUAAAUACAUCUUUCAAGACUGAUGUCAUAACAAACAAUAUGGCCGAAACCUUCAACGCAUACAUAAUUAAUGCUUGGACAAAACACCUCAUUUACAUGCUAGAGGAUAUUAGGGUUGCUCUUAUGCAAAGGUUAGUGAAUAAGAAAAAGGAAAUGCAGAAACACACAAGUAUUUUGUGCCCUAGGGUACGAGCCAGACUUGAGAAAGAAAAAGAAAAAGCAGCUUACUGUGAUGUCCUCCCCUCCUCUGACAGAUUGUUUAAUGUUAGAUAUUGCUUAGACCAAGUUAAUGUUGAUUUAGUUGCAAAGACAUGUAGUUGUAGAAAAUGGAACAUGGUUGGUGUUCCUUGUUGCCAUGCCAUAGCCUGCAUCUUUUUCUUGAACAAAGAUGCAGAGGCUUAUGUUGAUGAGUGGUUCAUGCUUGAAACCUAUUUUAUGGCUUAUAGUGGUUCAAUCCCACCUUGUGAGGGAGAGAGGUACUGGCCAAAGGUUCCCUGUAACUUGGACCCACCUCCAAUAAAGAUUGGUCCAGGUAGACCAAGGAAGAAUAGGAUCAAGCAUCCCCUUGAAAACCCAAAGAAGCCUGGUUCUUUAUUAAGGAGUGGGAUUGAGAUGACAUGUAGCAUCUGUAAGAGUAAGGGACAUAACAAAAGGAGUUGUCCAGAUAAAGGGACCUAUGUAGAACCUGAACCUGCUCCUAAAAGACCAAUAGGAAGGCCUAGGAAUGAUUUUGCUUCAACCCAACCACUAGUCCCUUCACAAGUAGCUUCAUCAUCAACUCAUGCUGCAACAACUACCACUGCACCCGUUUCAGCUCAACAGGCUACAUCACAACACCAUACAACUACAGCACAACCUACUCAACUUGGUAGGGGUGGGAGGGUGAUCUUAGGAGGCCAAGGUGAAAGAGGUGUAACCCAAGCAGCUGCUAGAAAAGGUGUGUUUCUUAGCCAACCUACUGCAUCAGGUCAAGGAACACAGAGAACAAGAGGGAGAGGAACUGGACGAGGCAUUGGCAGAGGCAGGACUAAGGUCCCAAUAGGAGUUGGAGUGUUGUUUAGUUCAGAUGGGACACCACUUUCACAGGGGGCUAACACUAGAGGAGGGGGUAGAAGAAAGGGAAGAGGUCUUGGAAGAGGAUCACAGUCCACCCAAUAACUGCAAUCUGACCUUCACUUGUGCCUUUUGUUUAUGAACUUUUGUGAAUAAAAUCUAAGACCAUUAUUUAGCUUAAUGCCUUGCCAGCAUUUUGUCUGUAAUGAAGUACUAACCACUAUGCUUAUUUUGCAUGAACAAUUAUCAUUUUGUUUCACAAAGCACUGGUGGAUGUACUAAACUGAAGUUGUUUUGCAAUGCAAUGUACACUUUAUGCUGUUA
This is a messenger RNA of Chenopodium quinoa (quinoa), 1753 nucleotides long. RefSeq lists its product as uncharacterized. Gene Ontology annotation, molecular function: zinc ion binding. The transcript is spliced from 4 exons. The record is from RefSeq and is a predicted model, not a curated record. The coding region runs from base 236 to 1534 and encodes 432 amino acids. NCBI's taxonomy places the organism in Eukaryota, Viridiplantae, Streptophyta, Magnoliopsida, Caryophyllales, Amaranthaceae.